Molecule: messenger RNA, 2389 nt
Organism: Tachysurus fulvidraco (yellow catfish)
Lineage: Eukaryota; Metazoa; Chordata; Actinopteri; Siluriformes; Bagridae
Product: proteoglycan 4-like
Exons: 2
Coding region: 1213-2091 (292 amino acids)
Source: RefSeq, a predicted model, not a curated record
UGUGUGUGUGUGUGUGUGUGUGUGUGUGUGUGUGUGUGUGUGUGUGUGUGUGUGUGUGUGUGUGUGUGUGUGUGUUUCAGCAUCCCCUCACCCCAAUCACGUUGGAAAGCCGUGUUUGAAGCUGAAGGUUUAUGUAAAACCAGCAGAUGGUUCGGCCUUCGAGUCACCGGAGCCGUUCCUGAUUGACCGCAGCUCCACUAACGAUCUUCAGUCCUGUGUGUUGAUGCUUUCGGCGGCCGCGUCGGUCCUGAUGAUGACGCGUGUGUAGGCUUUACAGAUUUAUUCCCUCCUUUUGCCCCUCAGGGAAGUGUUUCUGCCCUCCAUCUGCCCCACACAUGGUAAUGAGCACUAAAGCUAAAACACUACACAGAACGAUGCGGUCUGACACGACAAACAUGUCAGAUAUUAUUUUAUUGGUCGUGAUGCAUGGAUCCUAAACGGAGCAGUGUGGUUUUUUUUUUCUUUUCUUUCUCCAACAUGUUAAUGGCAUUACAUCUGAGAACGAGUUCAGUUCAGAAGAAACUCAAACUUUCUGCUUCCUCGCCUCGACUCCGAGUGUCGCUUCCUUCCGACUGAUGACACCAAAGGACUUUAGAGGUUUUUGUUUGGGACGAUUUGAGAACCAGCAGCACCACUGAACCCUAGCUGUAGACUUAUUCACUUGCAUGUGAAACACUGUGAGGAAACAGAGAAAAGAAUUCUUACAAUAUUAAUAUUAAUACUAUAUUUUUAUGGCUGAACAAAUCGGACGCUGCAUCAAAACUACAGAUGUUGUUGAGUCAGAAAAAAGAAAAUGAUUGUGUUUCGUCUGUUUAACGUGAAAAUCUCCAUGGAGAUGAGAAACACUGAGGGUUUUUUGUAUUAGGUUUCAUGUUAUUUUUGUAGCAUUUAAAAGCGGCAUUAAUUAUUAAUGUGACAUGGGGAAAGGUUUUUAGUGUCUCGUGUGACGGUGAAUCAGCAGCUCACACAAACUUGCCCUCCUUCAGCAUCUGGCUGACUUUAAACUCUCACAUUACAGUUAAAGCCCAGUCUUUUAUCCCACUUUGUAAAAUCAUCCCCUUACUUUAAUCUGGUGGCCUGAUCACUGUUCACGUCUUAUUGAGGGCACAAAGUGUUCAAAGCCCUGAGACACCAGCACCAGCAGGAUGUCUGAAAAGAGACACGCCCCCACAUGCCCUCCCAGAGACACACCCACCUGCCAAUGCCCCCCACAUGCCCUCCCAGAGACACACCCACCUGCCAAUGCCCCCCACAGGCCCUCCAAGAGACACACCCACCUGCCAAUGCCCCCCACAUGCCCUCCCAGAGACACACCCACCUGCCGACGCCCCCACAUGCCCUUUCAGAGUCACGCCCACUUGCCAACGCCCCUACAUGCCCUCUAAGUUAGACCUACCUGCCGACACCCCGCAUGCCCUCUCAGAGACACACCCACUUGCCGACGCCCCCAGAUGCACUCUCAGAGACACGCCCACUUUCCAACAUCCCCACAUGCACUCUGAGACACACCCACUUAUAGAUGCCCCCACAUGUCCUCUCAGAGACACUCCCACUUUCCAACAUUCCCACAUGCACUCUGAGACACACCCACUUGUAGACGCCCCCACAUGUCCUCUCAGAGUCACGCCCACUUGCCAACCCCCCUACAUGCCCUCUAAGUUAGACCUACCUGCCGACACCCCGCAUGCCCUCUCAGAGACACACCCACUUGCCGACGCCCCCACAUGUCCUCUCAGAGACACUCCCACUUUCCAACAUCCCCACAUGCACUCUGAGACACACCCACUUGUAGACGCCCCCACAUGUCCUCUCAGAGACAUGCCCACUUUCCAACACCCCCGCACACCUUCUCAAAGACACGCCCACUUGCCGACGCCCCCACACGCCCUCUCAGAGACACACCCACUUGCCGACACCCCCAGAUGCACUCUCAGAGACACUCCCACUUUCCAACAUCCCCACAUGCACUCUGAGACACACCCACUUGUAGACGCCCCCAAAUGUCCUCUCAGAGACAUGCCCACUUUCCAACACCCCCACAUGCACUCUCAGAGACACACCCACUUGCCGACGCCCCCACAUGCACUCUGACACGCCCAAUUUCUGACACCCACCACAUGCACUCUAAGAGACACACCUACUUGCCGACUCCCCCGCACGCCUUCUCAAAGACACGCCCACUUGCCGACGCCCCCACACGCCCUCUCAGAGACCCCCACCAGCAGCCGCUCCCACACGCCCUCCCACCCAGGAACAUGCCCACUGUACUCCUCCAUGUUGUGUUUUCCAUGCCAGCUUUUGUACAGCCAUCUUUCUUUGUGUAAAGUAAAAAGAAUGACAUGGAAAAUAAACUCAUUUGUCUAAAUGGUGCUGUGUGUGAUUAAAAAUU